Gigantopelta aegis is the source of this 1620-nucleotide messenger RNA. RefSeq lists its product as uncharacterized. The record is from RefSeq and is a predicted model, not a curated record. Gene Ontology annotation, molecular function: nucleic acid binding; zinc ion binding. Bases 1 to 1620 code for a protein of 539 amino acids. Lineage: Eukaryota; Metazoa; Mollusca; Gastropoda; Neomphalida; Peltospiridae. The transcript has a single exon.
AUGAAGGAAGAGCUUGCGGCAGAAGCAUGCUUGAAUGGAUUGAAGAACACUAAAAUUGCUUAUGAAGUCAUGAAUCGUUCUCCCGUGACUAUUUCUGGUGCGGUUGAUGAAGUAAUUCGCCUCCAGCCCAAUGAUAAGGCUACAAUUGGCAGGGAGCAGGAAUCUGCUUCUUUGCUCCAUAAAGCAAGACACGUUACUUGGGAUUCGAAUUCUAAAGAUGAAAGCAAUACCUACAUGUAUCCUGGACGGCCUUACAGCCCAGUACCUGAUAGGAAAGAGUGCAAUCCAAACAAUCUGGAUGGGACCUCUGAUCUUAUUGAAGCCAGAAUGAGAAACAUAGAGGCAAUGGUAAUGAAGCUGCCUGAGAUUCUGGCCAUGGAAACUAAAACCAACGACUCAACCCCUACCUGUUUUGGUUGUGGUCAGAAAGGCCAUUUUAAGAGGGAUUGCCCUCGGGCAGAAAACAUGAGCCCGUCACAGAGCAGGUCGCCAAGUCCGUCCAGAGCGGUAAAAAUUGACCGAGGGAGACCUAAAAUCACAUUAAGUCGGCUCAGUCGUGCCAAAACCAGUAUCAUAGUAGAAGUAGUCGUGGAUAACUUAAAGACAGAGGCUCCUAUUGAUACAGGGGCUGAUGCCACUAUACUGCCUACAGAAAUAGCAGAUAUGAUAGGACUAGAAAAGGGCAAUAAGACUGUCACACUCUGCAAUGCUGAAAAUGGGGCAGAAAUGGAGGCCAUGGGAGGAGUCACUGUGACACUCUCGAUGGCUGACCAUUCUUGGAAGUGGCCAGUUUAUGUUGCACCCAUUCGUCAAUCGGUUUUGAUUGGGAUGGACUUCUUGAAAGCUGUGGAUGCAACCAUUAUUGCAAAACAGGGUGAUAUAAUCAUCAAUAGAGUCACAGUUACCGGGAUUGGGACUGGAGAACACAAACCAGUAACGGUUAAUUUGGGAGAGGAAAUAACCUGCCCGCCAAGGUCAGAGCAGGUUAUAAUUGGUAGAGUCGCAAAACAUUUGCCAAGUCAAACAGCAAUGUUUGAACCAGCCUCUGUGAAAGAGGGGGUAUUUCUAGGUGCAGCACUUGUAACGGUCACAGACACAGUUCCAGUGAAAGUCCUGAACCCCAAUACAAUACCCAUUGUACUGAAAAAGGGCACUCAUUUAGGCAAAUUAGUAGAUGCAGAAGUUGGCAACAAAAUCUGUGAGUGCGAAGAUAAUUUCAAACAAAUCAGAAGUAUUGACAUUGACUCUGUUGUAACCAACGUCCCUGAUCAUCUUGAAGAACUAUUGCACACUGCCUCUACACAUCUACACCCUGCAGAAAAAACACAGCUUGCUGAAACGUUACUGGAGUUUCAAGAUGUUUUUGCUGAAAAUGACGAAGAUCUCGGUUGUUUCAAAGGGGUGAAACAUGCAAUACCAACCGGCGAUGCACAGCCUGUGAGACAGCCUGUCCGUAGAACACCACUUGGGUUUCAGAAGGAAGAAGAGGCUCAACUCCAAAAACUUCUCAACAAUGGAGUUGUCAUUCCUUCCUCCUCACCAUGGGCAAGCCCAGUGGUGCUCGUAAAAAAAAAAAGAUGGUGGCGUCCGUUGGUGCAUCGAUUACCGGAAACUCAAUGA